UGCUUGAGUUUGACAAUUGCUUGUCAAACAAGUGUGACUCAUGUUUAUAAUUAUUUGUGAAAUCAGUGAAAACAAGAGUUAAAAUGUUUUCAAGUGCCCCAAAUUACACGAAAUUGAAAACCAACUUGCGCCUGGUUAUCGCCAGGCUUAAGUUACUGGAGAAGAAGAAGACCGAAUUGACGGAAAAGUCGCGGAGGGAAAUUGCCGAUUUUAUCGCUGCUGGAAAAAUCGAACGGGCGAAAAUACGAGUCGAAUACAUCAUUAGGGAGGAUUAUUUAGUUGAGGCGAUGGAGAUUGUGGAAAUGUACUGUGAUUUACUCUUGGCCCGUUUUGGCCUAAUUACGAACAUGAAGGAACUGGACGAAGGCAUUGCCGAAGCCGUUUCUAGCUUAAUUUGGGUGGCACCUAGGCUGCAGUCCGACUGUCAGGAAUUAAAAGUAAUUGCGGACCUUUUAACGGCAAAAUACGGCCAAAACUACGCCGAAGCGUGCCGUAUAGAGUCUGUGGAAACAAUAAGCGAGAAACUGAAACACAAACUUUCAAUACAAAGCCCCGCGAAACUCCUGGUCGAAAAAUACGUCAUAGAAAUAGCAAAGUCUUACAAUGUUCCGUAUGAACCAGACCCCCAAGUCAUGGAAUUAGAGAAAGGAAAAGACGCACUUUUGAUCGAUUUAUCUGACAAGAAUAAUCUUGGUGGUGGUGGGGGCUACCCUGCCCCCCUUGGGUUUUUGGGGUACCCACAGCCGCCCCCGCUGCCCGCCAUGGUGGACCCGCCCCCAGCCCCUUUCAGUUAUCCGCCCUCUAAAGAUCAAAAUUGGAACGCCCCAAGUAAUCCAAGUGCGCCCCCACCGGCUUUUUCCUACAACAUUCCUCCAGCUGAUGAAGGGAAGGAGUCAAACACUGAUUUUAUGGGUAGUUUACCGACUUAUAGCAUGGUCUGUCCUCGUAAUAACCUCCAGGACAGCAAAGUUCCGCCUGAUGAUAAUUUACAGAAUAACGAUGAGCCACAAAAACCAACUCCACAACAAAAACUAAACGACAACAGUUACAAUCUCCCCGAAUUGCCUUCGGUUCCGUCACAUAAUGGGCCCCCAUCGCCUGACGCUUCAGAUGAUAUCGAUUUUGAUGACUUGACAAGGAGAUUUAACGAAUUGAAAAAAAAGUACUAAAUAAUUACUAGUGAUGGGUUAAUUAACUGCAUUAUUACAUUCAACUAACAAUCUUGUUAAUAAUAUAGGCUCUAUUAAAUUAUAAAUAUGUACAAUAAAGCGCUAUUUAAGGUUA
This is a messenger RNA of Tribolium castaneum (red flour beetle), 1284 nucleotides long. RefSeq names its product Ist1 (gene Ist1). The coding region runs from base 84 to 1169 and encodes 361 amino acids. The record is from RefSeq and is a predicted model, not a curated record. Gene Ontology annotation, biological process: protein transport. The transcript is spliced from 8 exons. NCBI's taxonomy places the organism in Eukaryota, Metazoa, Arthropoda, Insecta, Coleoptera, Tenebrionidae.